Messenger RNA from Pochonia chlamydosporia 170, 1470 nucleotides. RefSeq names its product mitochondrial fusion and transport protein Ugo1. Bases 1 to 1470 code for a protein of 489 amino acids. Lineage: Eukaryota; Fungi; Ascomycota; Sordariomycetes; Hypocreales; Clavicipitaceae. The transcript is spliced from 3 exons. The record is from RefSeq and is a predicted model, not a curated record.
AUGACCACGCAUAGAGAAGGCGUGAAUCCGCUGCGGCCCUAUUACAGGGCUCCUGUCAUUGGCGAGACGGCGGAUCCCGGCUCGGCAUCGAGCGCAAACCCCUUCGGUGUGGGCAAUGGUACUGGUACUGCCCGCUACGCGUCCAAAGCACGCGAUGUGCUUGCCGAUAUCGAUUACAAGGACUAUCUGAAUGAUUCAUCGCCGUCGGUGAUACAGAAUGCAAAGGAACUGGUGGAUGAGCUGAUAUGGAAGUACACCUCGGUGUUGAUGGCCCAGCCUUUCGAGGUCGCCAAAACCAUCCUGCAAGCGAGAGAUCAGGAUGACAACGCUGCCUUUGCGACUCCGGACUCAGAGGGCCUAAAGAGACAAAACUCUAGUCAAGCGGGCUCCAUGUAUGAUUAUCACGACUCCGACUCCGAAGUCGACGAACCCGCAUACUUUACCUCCAACAGGCCCGGAACUCCAACCCCAGCAUACAAUAGAAGUUUGAGCAGCCGGCGCGCGGCUUCACCGUUACAAUCGCCCCAAGUGUCCAAGAAACCUGCCGCUCCGGAGCAUCAGAUCACAAUUCGAAGACCAGACUCAAUUCUUGACGUCAUCGGCCAGCUAUGGCAAAAAGACGGCGCAUGGGGCGUAUGGAAGGGCUCAAACGCGACGUUCUUGUAUACUGUGCUUCAAUCAUUACUUGAAAAUUGGUCGAGAAGCUUUCUCAGCGCCAUCUUCAAUGUUCCCGAUCUGGGUGUUAAGGACGAUAUUGAUCGGCUGAUUGACAUUGCCUCCCCAUACCCUUGGGUUUCUCUGUUUGUUGCGGCAGCUGCCGCAGUUGCAACCGGCGUGCUGUUGUCGCCGCUGGAUCUUGUGCGCACAAGACUCAUAAUGACCCCAAUCUCUAAAGGACAGCGUCGAACGCUGGCCACCCUUCGAGCUCUACCUUCCUACCUUUGCCCGUCGACCAUCGCAAUCCCGACUGUUCUCAACUCUCUUGUUCACCCUCUCCUAACUCUCUCAACCCCACUCGUUCUCCGAACUCGCUUCAUGAUUGACAGCCAAGUAUCACCAAUGACCUUCUCUGUCGCCAAGUUCUUUGCGUCAUCGGCAGCGAUCCUGGUGAAACUACCAAUCGAAACCGUGCUCCGACGUGGCCAGAUGGCCGUCCUCUCUAACCCAGAACACAUCAGAGCCCUUGGAGGAAAGGAACAGAGGCUCGACACCAUUGUGCCUAUGGGUCGAUACAAUGGUACCAUCGGCACCAUGUACCACAUCGCCUCGGAAGAAGGCACUCGCGAGAACCCAAACACUACCAAAGCUGCCGCUAAGAAAGGCAAAGCCAAGACCAAGUCACUUCAGCCGAGUCACAUCAAGGGGCAAGGUUUGGAAGGUCUCUGGCGAGGUUGGAAAGUGAAUUGGUGGGGACUCGUUGGUCUCUGGACUGCAAACGUGGUUGGAAACGGCGGCGAGGGCGAAUUCUAG